AUGUUCGGCUUUUUUCUCCUUCUUUCCUCGCUUCUCUUCUUCUGUUCUAUUGAAAAACUGGCUGGGCGCCUCUUCGUUUUUGCCUCCGCUCCCUGGAGCACAACCGCAUCUAAAUUCGAGCCUAUCCCAGCUGAAGCUCCGUCUCUGAUCGUUGUCGUUGUCUUUGUCGUUAUCGCCGCUGGCAGCUCUUGUCGUCCCUUGUGUCGGAAGCCAAGAGCCACAGACACCCAGUCCUUGGCCGUCGACAUCUGCGACACUUGCAGCGCCGGAUUCGAUCUCAUCGUCUUUCACAAAACCUGUGGAAGGCAACUGCACUUGAGGUCACGUCUGCUUCGCAGUACGCCCGGCGCGUGUUACCCUCCCGCCCGAGUCCCGCCGUGCCAAUUGAUUGUCAUGAAUUCCAGCUCAACCAUCAUCCAAUCCUUACACAAGGACGGUUAG
This is a messenger RNA of Colletotrichum navitas, 441 nucleotides long. RefSeq lists its product as uncharacterized. The transcript is spliced from 3 exons. The record is from RefSeq and is a predicted model, not a curated record. Lineage: Eukaryota; Fungi; Ascomycota; Sordariomycetes; Glomerellales; Glomerellaceae. The coding region runs from base 1 to 441 and encodes 146 amino acids.